AUGUUUUAAUUGUGUAAAUGCUUUUAAAACUUUUCCAAAUUAAAAGUUUUUGCUAAUCAACUUACAAAAUCAAUAGACAAUGCAUAAAAAAAUGUAGCAUUUGCCUAUUUUCUCCCUAAAGAUUGGACUGAAAAAUAAGUAAAAGAAUAUUUUGAUCCUCAAGAUAAAUUAAUAAAAAGAAGUAGAUAUACAAAAAAAUAAUAGUUUAGCUCAUCAAAGACUCAUUUGACAAUCCUACUGGUAAAGCGAUUAUUGAAAUGGAAUCAGAACCAAUUGCUUAAAAAUUUAUAAAAGAACAUCAUGAAAAUUAUAUUGAUACUAAGGAUGUUUUAUAAUAAAUCGUUGUUAAACCAUUUAGUUUGAAAUAAGAAAAAAAUAAAUUAGAUAUUAAAAGAAGCGACAAAUAAGCUUAUAUAACAGGGUUACCUAGAUAAAUGAAGAAUGAAGAUCUUCUAGAUUUAUUAAUAGAUUUUGGAGAAAUAGAAAAAAUACAAAUUCCAAAAGAUUAAAAUUAGGAUUUUAAUAAAGGAUAUGCAUUUGUCUUAUUUAAAAAAGUAGAGGAUGCCUAAAAAUUUUAGACAUUUAUGAAUGGAAAAGAAUUUAUGGGAAAGAAAUUAGGGUAAAAAUAUAAUUAAUUAUAAAUUUUAGAGUCUAAUUAAGAGUUUUUAGAUUUGAUAGCUAAAAGAAGAACUUUAAAAAAGAAAAGGUAUAAGAUGGAGAUAUUUAAUAUGAAUAAAAUAAAGCUAAUUAUGGUAUCUUAUAAAAGUAGUUUGAAAUUGAAUGAGAAU
Molecule: messenger RNA, 788 nt
Organism: Paramecium pentaurelia
Lineage: Eukaryota; Ciliophora; Oligohymenophorea; Peniculida; Parameciidae
Source: the annotation of a GenBank genome assembly